AUGAAUAACAGAUCCUGUACUUCAGGCAACUUAAAACUCCAUGAACACAAAAUUCUACCUGCCAUUUAUGCCUUUGUUAUGAUUGUUGGUCUGGGAGGAAAUGGAUUGGGACUAAAGUCUCUGCUGCAGAAAAAGAAGAAACUUCGACACAUUAAUCUGUUCCUUCUGAACCUUGGAGUUGCUAAUUUUUUAUUCCUGCUAACACUCCCAUUUUUGUCAGCGUACUACUUUAUGGACAGUAAAUGGAUCUUUGGAGAUGCCUUCUGCAAGAUCACAAGAUUCUGCUUCAACCUGAAUUUAUACGGCAGCAUUGGAUUCCUCACCUGUAUAAGUGUGUACAGGUACCUGGCUAUUGUCCAUCCAAUGAGGAUGAUGGGGAGAAUAACUGUGACUCACUCUGUGGCUAUCUCAGUUGUGGUUUGGCUGUUGGUGAUUGCUCAAAGUCUUCCAGAUAUCUUCUUCUCCAAAAUCUCACCAAAUAAAACUGAAGAAUGCUACCAUACCACCUCUAACGAGUAUGUGGAGGAUUAUCUGAAAUACAGUGUGGGUUGGACAUUGACUGGGUUUGUUAUGCCACUCCUUAUUUUACUUGGCUGCUAUGGACAUGUGACUCUUGUUCUCUGUCAUGCAAAUACCAUAAAGGAGGUGGUGAAAAAACGAGUUUUAAAGUUGUUAUUCAUCUUGUGCCUUCUCUUCUCGGUUUGUUACAUCCCCUAUCAUAUUUUCAAGAACCUCAGCCUUUAUUCAAGAGUUUUGUCAAAACAAGGGGAAUGUCCAGAUUGGGAUGAGGGAGUCUUUGGGGCUCAUCAAAUAAGUCGUGGAAUUGUGUGUUUGAACAGUGUUUUGACUCCCCUGGUUUACCUCCAUGUUGUCAAAUGUGCAGAGAGGCUCAGCUUGGUGACCUCUGUAGACACUGUUACCGUUGUGUUCAGGAGCGUCACCUGUCUCGAGGGUGUAUACAGGAAACAGGAGCGGGCUACUGAGCUACAACCCACAGUAGCCCACUCAUCAUCCAGGUCCCAGAAAAAGUCAGGUGAACUGAGAUUGUGCUGUGAUUACAGGGAAUUCAACCGGAAGUCAGUACCAGACACGCACCCAAUCCCCAGAAUUCAGGACAUGCUAGAUUCCCUUCAUGGCAGCUCAUGGUUCUCUGUUCUGGAUCAGGGGAAAGCAUACCAUCAGGGGUUCCUGGACCCUGACAGCCUUCAUCACACCUUGGGGCUUAUACCAGUGUAA
This is a messenger RNA of Pundamilia nyererei, 1236 nucleotides long. Its product is annotated as P2Y purinoceptor 1-like. Gene Ontology annotation, cellular component: membrane. Gene Ontology annotation, biological process: G protein-coupled receptor signaling pathway. The record is from RefSeq and is a predicted model, not a curated record. Gene Ontology annotation, molecular function: neuropeptide receptor activity. The transcript is spliced from 3 exons. NCBI's taxonomy places the organism in Eukaryota, Metazoa, Chordata, Actinopteri, Cichliformes, Cichlidae. The coding region runs from base 1 to 1236 and encodes 411 amino acids.